AUGCAGGUUAUGAAAUUCAGCGGCCGCUAUGUCCACCUCGAAAACGGUGAAGAGAAGAAGUGGUUUGACUGGGAGAAUUUUCACAAGGCGAUCAACGACUAUAAGGGCGACGACCUCACCUUCGACAAGUUCAAGAGCAACAAGAUCAACCAGCAGACUGCGACCGUGUCUACCAUGGUCGACAAAAUCGUGACCUUCCUGCGGGACGCGCUGAGUGUAGUGCUCUCUGCUAAAGAUAUCACCGCCCUGACUGCCAGCAUCACGACUACGUUCACGAACCUCAAGGAGGCGAAGGACAACGGCUGGGCGGACUUCUCCAAGUCCAGCUCCGCGGAGAACUCUUCCUGGGAGUACCGCGUGCUGUUCGCCUUCCCGAACCCGGAUCUGCCCGACUUCUUCUACAGCUUGGUGACGACCAUCAAGCUCGAGGCGGACAUCAAGGAGGAGUCGAGCUGGUGGGGGUUGCAGAGCAGCACCUCAAAGAACUUCUCCAGCGCGAUUGACGCCAUGGAGCUAGUCGUCAUGAAGGGAUUCAGGGAUCCGUCGAACAACUGA
This is a messenger RNA of Gloeophyllum trabeum ATCC 11539, 555 nucleotides long. RefSeq names its product delta-endotoxin CytB. The record is from RefSeq and is a predicted model, not a curated record. The coding region runs from base 1 to 555 and encodes 184 amino acids. Gene Ontology annotation, cellular component: extracellular region. Lineage: Eukaryota; Fungi; Basidiomycota; Agaricomycetes; Gloeophyllales; Gloeophyllaceae. The transcript is spliced from 2 exons.